Messenger RNA from Cucurbitaria berberidis CBS 394.84, 1459 nucleotides. RefSeq names its product leucine aminopeptidase 1. Bases 1 to 1167 code for a protein of 388 amino acids. Gene Ontology annotation, molecular function: metalloexopeptidase activity. The record is from RefSeq and is a predicted model, not a curated record. The transcript has 2 exons. Gene Ontology annotation, biological process: proteolysis. NCBI's taxonomy places the organism in Eukaryota, Fungi, Ascomycota, Dothideomycetes, Pleosporales, Cucurbitariaceae.
AUGAAAUCCUCGAUAUUCCUAUCUCUCUGUACGACAGCCUUCGUUGCAGCUGUCGCACACCCUAAAGACCCCCAGGCUGUUCUCCAAGAACCGCAGCUGACUGUUGUCGAGCCGGACGAGUACCUUAUCGAGCUCUCCCCAGGCGAAACAAGAUGGAUAACGGAAGAUGAGAAAUGGUCUUUGCGCAGGCAAAACAUCAACUUCUUCGACAUCACACACAACGAAGAGCUCGGCAGUUUACAUCGCAAGUUUAGCACAAAAAGUGUAGAAUAUCCCUCCAAGCCGGCACACAAUGAGAGCAUCGUGCCGCUCUUGAAGGAGCUCGACAAGAAGAACAUGCGUGAACACCUCGAAACGUUUACCUCCUUCCACACCCGGUACUAUAAAUCACAAUAUGGUGUGCAGUCCUCGGCGUGGUUGCUUGGCCAGGUCAACAAGACGCUUGCGGAUGCUGGUGCUGUCAAUGCGUCUGUGAAGGCAUUCCCUCAUCCGUGGGGCCAGUCGUCCAUCAUCGCCACCAUUCCGGGCAAGAGCAAGAAGACAAUCGUCAUUGGCGCGCAUCAAGACUCCAUCAACCUCUUCUUACCCUCGAUACUCGCUGCGCCAGGUGCCGACGAUGACGGCAGUGGAACCGUAACAAUUCUCGAAGCCUUGCGUGUACUUCUCAAGUCGGAAGAGAUCCUGAAGGGCGAGGCCGACAAUACUGUCGAGUUCCACUUUUAUUCUGCUGAAGAAGGGGGUCUCCUCGGAUCUCAGGCUAUCUUCCAGUCAUACGAGAAAGAAGGCCGUGAUGUUAAGGCUAUGCUUCAGCAAGACAUGACUGGCUAUGUCCAGAAGACGCUCGAUGCAGGCGAGCCCGAAUCCGUUGGCGUCAUAACCGACUUCGUGGAUCCUGGUCUUACCGAUUUCAUCAAGAAGAUAAUCACAGUGUACUGCGAAAUUCCGUACAUCCUCACCAAGUGUGGCUACGCAUGCUCAGAUCACGCCAGCGCAUCCAAGGCCGGCUAUCCUUCAGCGUUUGUUAUUGAAUCAGAUUUCAAGUACUCCGAUUCAAAGAUCCACACCACCGAGGACAAAAUCGAGUACCUCAGCUUCGAUCAUAUGCUUCAGCAUGCGCGAUUGACGCUGGGUUUGGCGUACGAGCUUGCGUUUGCCCGUUUCAAGUAAAUUUGUCGAUGCGAAUGAAUUCAUGUGGAUUCCGGAAUGCAGCUGACGAUUAGCGGUCUACCUAGUAUGUUGUUGAGCGAUUGAUUUGCGCGUUGUGUACCGGAUUACUACAUAGUGUUACGAAUCAGAUACUUCGAGCCUCAGGGUACUAACUUCGUUCACCUACAAUGUGCUCCAUUUCACUACCGCUCUCACUAUUUAUCACAAUUCUUUCACCAAUUGUCAAGUAUUCUACUGCACCUCCGACUUCACUUCAACCUCUACUUCCACUGGUAAGGCCAAUCUUCCGCCC